AUGGUUGCGGUCUUCAGCGGUCCUGGGAAUUUCUGGUCUUGGGCAGUCUCAGUCCAGUCCAGUCUCAGUCUUUUUUCAGUCUUGGGACUGGACUUCCAAGCACUAGUCUUGGCAGGUGGUGGUGCAUCAUGGAUGGGGAGUAUGGGUAAGAAGUUGGGGGAGUUGAGGGAUAGUCCAACCUUCACCAAAAGUCAAAAACGAGCAUCCAUGCUACUAUCAGACGUCUCACAGACCAUCAUUUCUGCAUGGAACACACCCACCACCCCGAUCGGGUCAGCCCCACCAAUCUCACGUACACAGAGCAUGCCUCUACCUACCUUGCCUCUAUCCCCUUCCCUUCUUGACAACAAUAAUGAUGAUACUAUACACAUUGCAAGUGUUAUGACCCCUGAUUCCAAGAAACCGCACACAAUGACCUUGAUGCCCUCCCAGCUGGAUGGGGGCAUGAAACCUUCAAACAAACUGACAAUGACAAUGACGUCCUCCAAUGGCAGGACUCAAGAUGAAGAUGAGGAAUGGAAUUGGUAG
Messenger RNA from Laccaria bicolor S238N-H82, 528 nucleotides. RefSeq lists its product as uncharacterized. The transcript has 2 exons. NCBI's taxonomy places the organism in Eukaryota, Fungi, Basidiomycota, Agaricomycetes, Agaricales, Hydnangiaceae. The coding region runs from base 1 to 528 and encodes 175 amino acids. The record is from RefSeq and is a predicted model, not a curated record.